GGCGGUGAUGCUCGCGCAGGAGGAGCGGGCUCUAGACGCUUGACAUGGCGGCGGCCGCGGCGACUGCAGCGACGAAGGGGAAUGGGGGCGGCGGGUGCCGGGCCGGGGGUGGCGAAGCUGGCGGCGCGCGGAAGAAGAGGGGCCCUGGGCCCUUGGCCACGGCGUACCUGGUCAUCUACAAUGUGGUGAUGACGGCCGGGUGGCUCGUUAUAGCCGUUGGUCUGGUCAGAGCAUACCUGGCGAAGGGCAGCUAUCACAGCCUUUAUUAUUCCAUUGAAAAGCCUUUGAAAUUCUUCCAAACUGGUGCCUUAUUGGAGAUUAUACAUUGUGCAGUAGGAAUUGUUCCAUCUUCUGUUGUCCUGACUUCUUUCCAGGUGAUGUCAAGAGUUUUUCUAAUAUGGGCAGUAACGCAUAGCGUCAAAGAGGUGCAGAGUGAAGACAGUGUCCUCCUGUUUGUCAUUGCCUGGACCAUCACAGAAAUUAUCCGUUAUUCCUUUUAUACGUUCAGUCUGUUAAACCACCUGCCUUACCUCAUCAAAUGGGCCAGGUACACGCUUUUCAUUGUGCUGUACCCCAUGGGAGUGUCGGGAGAGCUGCUCACCAUCUACGCUGCCUUGCCCUUUGUCAGACAGGCCGGCCUGUACUCCAUCAGUUUACCCAACAAGUACAACUUCUCCUUUGACUAUUACGCAUUCCUCAUUCUGAUAAUGAUCUCCUACAUUCCACUUUUUCCCCAGUUAUACUUCCACAUGAUACACCAGAGAAGAAAGGUCCUUUCUCAUACUGAAGAACACAAGAAAUUUGAAUAGUUCCUGCUUCCUGCACCCCUCAAAAAAAAAAACCUUUUCAAUGACAAAAAAUGCUGCAGACUUUUUGAGUUCCUAAUACAUUUCAUAGAAAAUAAGUAAGAACUGUUUUUAAAAUAUUUAAAAAAUAAAAAUAAAACCCAAAAUUCAGUAUCACAUGGGCCUAGGAUUUUAUUUAAAAAAAAAAAGCUGUUACAUGAAGCAUCCUGGCCGGUCGAAUUCAGCAUGCUCUUUCAACCAGAAAUACCCAAUAUUUAUGAUGGCGCUAGAAAGGGAUUUGGCAUUUUGUAUCCUCCUGUUUCCUUCCUGGAUCUGAUAAAUAUGGAGCUGUAACACUAAGUGCUGGAGAGUUACGGUGCGAGUGAUGAAGUUGUACCCGCUGAGUGCCCAGCUCGCAGCAGAGUCGUGUUUCAGUCUGCAGUGCGUUUAGUUAGCGUUCGCUUUUCAAAGUGCUUGACUGCAUGCUGGAAACUUUGUAUUUUUGAAGCGGCAAACUUUGUUCUCUGGAAUGCUCUGAAGUUGUGGCUGGGCCCUGGCCCCUCCCCUCUAGUGAGUGAAUUAUACAGUGUAUAUGUCUGUGAAGCUUUGGGGUAGAACCUUAAUCAGAAAACAACUAGAACCUUUUGUCUGUCUUCACUUGAGUCCUCACUGCCUGCCACUGAGAAACAGUGCUUGAAUCUACUGAGUUUGUGUACAUUGUAGAGAAUCUCCCUUCUCUGGGGCUCCGCCUCGAUCGUAUUUUAGCAGAAUGACAGUCCUCAGAAACGGGAAGCUCAGUCGCUAGUAGAUGGCAAGUGCCUUUCACAGUCCCAUUCUCGGAACACCUGUGGGAAAGGCAUUUGCCGAUAGCUGUUCUCCUUUAUGGACCUGACACCAGUCCAGGCCCAUGGGAGUAGAGAAUCUGUUAUUGAAAGCACAUGGAAGGUGUUACUUUAGAAACGUAGUCCGGAAGAACAUUCAGGAAUAGAUUUAUACACUCUUAUUAUUUGAUUUUUAAAUUUUCAUUCAACUCUUCUGUUUGGCUCCUUCUGCUUGUGGUCCUGUGUAGUCCCACCGAGUUGUGAGUCCAGAGGCAGUGCAGGGUUCCAGCUGGGCAGUCGUGAACCAAAGGCAGUAUCCUCCACACAUGCUGGAGCAGCCAAGAAAUGCUUUAGUCAUAUGGACACUGUCUAAUUAGCCAUUUAAUGUCUUCAUACCAUUUAACGGCUCAGCUGUCCAUUUACAACUUUUCAGGAAAGGGUUGGAUGAAAAAGUAAAGCCCAGGUUUAGGCAUGCACUAGAUUUUAAACACAGAAUGUUCUUGUGGCACCUUUUCUUCUUAAUUGGUUGCUCUUUAAAACUUCAGAGGUCUGGUUUGCUAGCUUCACGAGUAGUUUUCAUUUAAAAUAUAAUUGCUGAUAUCAGAAGAGUAUCAUAAUGGGAGAUAAUUUUUAAGUGCUUAUUUUCAUAGAAGCUUGAAAAUUAGGAUGAAAAUGAGAAGAAAGUAUGCAGCCUAAAAUUUAAUGCAGGCAAAUAUGUAAUAAAUUAUUUUUGAAUUGAGCAUUAAAAUUCUUCUUAAAAUCACUCUUAACUGGGUCUGUUGAGAUUAGAAUCUAUUCUUGUACUUCAUGAACACAGUAUGUGGGAAAGAUUAUUUUUCAUGCUUCUUCUUCUUGCAAAAUGUAUUUCUACUAUAAAAUAAAAUCCAUUUGAGUUCUAUUAGCCUUAUUACUUACUUGGGGGAAGAUUUUUUUCAGUUGCUUUAGGAAUAGUUAUAGAAGAUGGGAUGAAAAAUGUAGGUUUUCCAGGAUUGCCGGAUUGGCAGUUCUAUUCAGGCAUCUAUUAUAAUCUGUCAGUAUUUAUGGAAAACAGUCUGUCGCGAACAGUGGAAUUACAGCAAAUUGAACUUUGGCAACAAGAACACAGCAGACAGCUCCCUUCUCAAUAAUGGUCUCAACCCCAGUGUGUAUUUUUGUCCAUCAACAUUUAAAAUGCUCUUGGCAGAUAAGGAAGGAAUGCCACCACGUCCUUCCAUCACCUCUCAGUAACUGGUUUAUCUCUAACAUGAAUUAACUUAUCCUUUGAAGUGGUGGUGUUCUUUUAUGAAUUGACAACGUGUACCGCACCAAAUGCCACACCUUCUUAUAAAGUGUGAAUGAGGAAGGUGGUAUUGGGUGGGUAUCUUGUCAGACUGAGCAUUUUCACUCUGGGGCCUAGUCAAAGGCAUCAUCUGCCCGGCUGCCCACCUGACUAGGUGAUUCAGAUCCCCCCUGGGGGACCGCCUUCCAGCAGGGAAUUCUUUGAGGUAUGCGGUAGUGCUUUGUGGACACGAGCUGCUAACCUGCGUCUUGCUGUGUCCUGUUUGCUAGGGUUGGGAUCAUUCAUUUAACACAUCCUGGCCAUUAUCACAGGCCCCUUGAGACUCAGUCACGGAGAAGGCCCUCCCCUCCCAGACAAACACGCUCCUCUGGAGAGAACUUCCACCAGGAAGGGUUUUGAAGAUGCAUAGUUAAAGAGGCGUGUGAAGAGAUUGUGCCCUCAUUUCCACUUGUCGUCUUGGUUAUUCAUUUAUAAUACAAGGUUGGCAUUGAUGUGGUACAACCUGCAAAUUAUUUUCAAUUCUGAGUUUCAGAUAAAACAUUAUAAAACAUCAGAAUCAGUACAUACUGCUCCUUUGAAAUUUGGGUAAAAAAUUAUACAACCGUAUAUAUAGUCAUUUUUGUAUUUUUUCUAUGUUGUGAAAACCAGAAUUGUAAUUUUAUAAGUCUUUGAUUCACUAAAAUUAUAUAAUUUAAAUGUAUUUUUUGUAUAUUUAGAAAUAAGGAAUUCAAAGACUAUGCUUAACUUUCUAUGCAUGCCUUUGGAAGCUGUUUUUACCUGAUAAUGUUAAUGUGGUAAUAAGUUGUCUUCAUAAAAUACUGAUCUGUGUUGCAUUUCAAAAUAAACUGGUGUGUGCUCUGCCUGGAUUUGAAA
Molecule: messenger RNA, 3758 nt
Organism: Equus caballus (horse)
Lineage: Eukaryota; Metazoa; Chordata; Mammalia; Perissodactyla; Equidae
Gene: HACD2
Product: 3-hydroxyacyl-CoA dehydratase 2
Biological process (GO): fatty acid elongation; sphingolipid biosynthetic process; very long-chain fatty acid biosynthetic process
Cellular component (GO): endoplasmic reticulum membrane
Molecular function (GO): 3-hydroxyacyl-CoA dehydratase activity
Source: RefSeq, a predicted model, not a curated record